Acanthopagrus latus (yellowfin seabream) is the source of this 1397-nucleotide messenger RNA. RefSeq lists its product as uncharacterized. Lineage: Eukaryota; Metazoa; Chordata; Actinopteri; Spariformes; Sparidae. The transcript has a single exon. Gene Ontology annotation, molecular function: lysophosphatidic acid receptor activity. Gene Ontology annotation, biological process: positive regulation of Rho protein signal transduction; phospholipase C-activating G protein-coupled receptor signaling pathway. The record is from RefSeq and is a predicted model, not a curated record. The coding region runs from base 470 to 1369 and encodes 299 amino acids.
AUCCAGUCAAGUCUCUUAACAUAAACGCUACAGACGACAUUUAAUGGCGUAUGUGUGUCUUGAAGGGUUGUCCCAUUUAAUAAUGGUGGGGGGUUUCAACCACUACCGCUUGUUCUUUUGUUUGGAGGAACAAGAGGGCUUUUGAAAACGAGAGGCAGGGGUACAAACUGGAAAUGUGAUGAAGCCAAAGUGUGGAUGGCAACAACCCUAACCCUUCCCUCUGUCUCCUCCAUGUAUACCACAAACAUCAGAUGUGAGACACAAAAGUGAUGCAGAAUAACAAGGAACCUGAGGACUUAGGAUGUAUAAAUGUGACUGUUUUUGAUGAUCUUUUUGUAAAGGUUUUAUAUGCUUACAUCCUUUUUGUCUGUUUUUAAGAGUUGCAUGAGCCAAACUCUGUCGACAAGGCAGUAAAGCACUGAAUAUUUCUCAGUCUCUUUCUUCUUCUUCAUUCGUCCAUCCAGCCUCCAUGAAGACAGAUAUGUCAGCCAAUUCCUCCUCCAACUCCUCCCUCCAUCCUCAACUUGGUAACUGCUUCAACUCCAGAAUUAACAUUUACUUCUAUACAGUCAUCUUGAUGAGCUAUAUCCUCAUCUGCCUCCCUCUCUUCAUCUUCGUUCUCUACGUGGGCUACCGACGAUGGAGGAAUCAGCCCUCUGCAGCCACAACAGUGAUGACGAGUCACUCUGACAUAUUCACCUUUAACAUGGUUGUCCUGGAGUUGAUCUGUAUAUUGGGUUAUUGCUUCUUGCUGUACGGCCUCUACACUGGCCAACAAACUGUACUGGUAGUGGGUUUGUACAUCCUCUUCCCCCUCUCAGCUGGACAGACUCUGUUUCACCUCCUCACCUGUGUUGAACGCUACCUGGCUGUUGUUCACCCCAUCACUUACCUGGGGCGGAGACAGUCAGGCGGAGUCAGGAUCAGAAACAUCAGCAUUGGGUGUGGUUGGCUGUUAAGCUUUGGAUCAGUAUGUCUGUUAGUGAUCAAUCCUCAAUUCCUCACCAUCAGUAAUUUACUUUUAUUGGUCGUCUCCUUUGUUGUCAUGUCUUUCUGCAGCCUGUCUGUUCUCUGUGUUCUGAUUCAUCCAGGACCAGGGGAAGUGGGCGGGCAGAGGGAACGGGUUGACCAAUCAAAGCAGAGGGCAUUCUAUACAAUCAUGGUAAUCACAGGAGCACUGUCGUUGAGGUUCAUGACCAACCUGGUUUCCUAUGGAGUGACUUUAUCGUUGUUUAGCCUCAGUGAAAGAUGCAUUGUGUCGUUGGUUUCCACCUGGUCCUCUCUGCCCAGCAGUCUGGUGUUACCUCUGCUGUUUCUCCACCGGGCAGGAAAACUACCAGGAUGUAAACACAACACUGAAUCAGGUUGAGGGUUCAACCAUCGCACCUUGAUACAGU